This is a messenger RNA of Acanthoscelides obtectus, 2253 nucleotides long. The record is from the annotation of a GenBank genome assembly. NCBI's taxonomy places the organism in Eukaryota, Metazoa, Arthropoda, Insecta, Coleoptera, Chrysomelidae.
CGAUACUUCGCUUUUUGACAGCUGCUUGUCACGCUUGAUAGGUCAAAGAUCAGGGGCAGCCACAGAUGACAGAAUUUCAAAAUAUUCGGACCGGAUUGCUAUUUUAAAUUUCCUUUUAUUUAGAUACCUACCUAUCAAUGAAAAUUCCAAGUUUUAUGAAAAGUGUGUUUUUCGGAGUACCCAUCGGUAUAACGAUAAUAGACUUUAUAGGCUACGUUGCCAGAGUGGAUGGAAUAUCUAUGCAACCUGCUUUAAACCCUGACAAUAGUCAAACUGAUUAUGUAUUUUUGAACAAAUGGGCAGUCAAGCAGUAUGAUAUACAAAGAGGAGAUAUAAUAUCUUUGGUGUCACCCAAAGAUCCUUCACAACAUAUCAUCAAGAGAGUUGUUGGCAUUGAAGGUGAUAUUAUUGCAACAUUAGGAUAUAAGAACGACAUAGUAAGGGUACCUGAAGGCCAUUGCUGGAUAGAAGGUGACCAUCGGGGUCAUUCUAUGGAUUCAAACAAAUUUGGUCCCGUGGCACUAGGUCUAGUAACAGCUAAAGCUUCUUGUAUAGUUUGGCCCCCUUCAAGGUGGCAAAUAAUAACCCCCUCCUUACCUGAUACAAGGGCUCCAUUAAAUUUGAUUUCUAAAUCUGUUUUGACUAUUGCUAAGAUUUAGAAAGACUUCCAAGAAUGAGGGCUAUUUCCUUAGUGAAUAAACUAGAAUUUGAGUUUAGUGGAAAUGUGGUUAGAAAUGCUAUAGCUCUGGGAGAUCUUGACAAUGAUGGUCUAAAUGAAUUAAUAGUAGGAAAUUCCAAUGGAGAAGUGGCAGUUUUUAAGGGCCAAGAAAAAAUACAGACAAUCUCAAAACUCACUUUUGUGAGUUGUGUGGCUAUUGGUGACAUUAUGAAUCAGAAGAAGAACAUUCUUAUUAUAAUAACAGCUGAUGGUUGGUGUCACUUAUAUGCAGCUCCAGAAGUAGAUGAACAGAGUGAGAAGAGUGAAAAGCAAAGUGAUGAAAUUGAUGGACAAACUCAGUCCACUUCUGGAUCUGGCAGCCUAGAAAAUCUCCCUACUAGUGAUAGUAGCAGUAAUAGUGUAAAGUCUAAUAAAAAGAAUGAAAAAGUCCCUCUUGUUUGCAUCCACAUGCAAAGAAUACCAGCCAAUUCCAAGAGUAUCCUCUUGGGUGAUAUUGAUGGGGAUGGUACAUUGGAAAUGGUACUAGGGCUGACCGACAGAGUUGUCAGAUCAUACAAAUGGGUGGGGAAUCCACACAAGCCAACGCUUAACAUAACAGACUCUAAUGUGCCUUAUGAGCCGUCAGAUAAAGUUUUAGGAAAGUUUGUAGCUUUAAACAAAUGGGAGUGCGCCAACCAAAUAGGAUCAAUAACACUGCAUCAUUCACUGGAUGGAAAGGGUCUUUUGUUGAUUGCUCAGCCUGGUGGAACUUUCAUGCGCAUCGAUUGUAGCGCUGAUAUGGAUCAUUGCAGUACUGCCAAUAAUUCUCAACAUAGUGCUUCAGCUUCAACCAAUUCACAAGAACAUAGUAUAUCGGGUAAUGUCGACUAUCAACGUCUGGGCAUAUCUAGAAUGAGAAAUCCGAACAUAUCAACGGAAAUUCUAGGGGACUUAAAAUGUUUACAUGGGCCAAAAGAUGAGAAUGGAAAGAGAGAUUUACAGCAAGGCGCAAUGACAGGAAGGCCAUAUGCGUUAGCAACGCUAGACGGAACAAUAAUGCUUGUACAGGACGAGGUCAUAUUAUGGGCUAUAGCUGUCGAUCAUCAAAUAUUUGCGUUAACAAAGCUGGACGUAACGGGCAACGGAGCUGAUGAUAUAGUUGCUUGCUCUUGGGAUGGUCAAACUUACAUCCUUGACCAAGAAAAGAACUCUGUUCGCUUUAACUUGAACGAAGCAGUUCAAGCAUUUGAGUCUGGCUAUUAUAAUGUAUCCCUGGAUAAGCCUAACGAAACUUGCCUGGUUUAUGUGACAUUCAAAAAUAAAAUUAUCAUAUUUUAUGAUAUACCUAUAAAAGACUUGAACUGUAAGAAAUUCGAACCGAACUUUGAUAAGUUGGUGGAGAUACUAAUCAGGAAAGGAGAUACACGUGAAGAGGCCAAAGAAAAAAUAAGGAAUAUGGACAAAAAGACAAAGAAAGAGUUAGUCGAAUAUCUAUUAUAUUAUGUAAAACCUUAACAAUAGCUUCCUGUACAGUCGUUUAUUACUGUUAUUAUUUUUGAAAGAAAAUACAAGUUUUUUCCUAUGAUUAUACCACA